AUAAUCGGAGAGAAUCCGCCAUUUGCGAUCGUUCGCUGCAUUCGUUUGCAUUUCGUUCCGCUUGUUGUGAUCUUGUCAGCUUUUCUUCAUAUUACGCGUAGUGUCAUCAGUUUGCAUUAGGUACACAAUGGCAUAUAAUCGUGGAGUGAAAAGAGAUUCCUUUAAUCGAGGGACUUUCAAUCGGGGUGUUAGUGGAGGUGGUGGUAAUAGAGUUGGCAAUAACAGUGGCAUGGGAAGUAACAUGGGCGGAGGACUAAGUGGGAGUGGUGGUAUGGGUGGAAUGAAUCCCUGGGAGGGUGGCAUGAUGCCUGGCAGAGGCAUCCUGCCUACACCCAACAACAAUCUCUCCUUGGCAUCGCCGCAGGCACAACUAGCAAUCGCCAGCAACCUCCUUACAAAUUUACUCCGUAGUCAGCAAGAGGCGCAACCACAGCAGGUACCGUCUCUUAUGAGUCUGGGAAAUAAUUAUUCUGGACCUGGACCAAAUUAUCCCACUCAGCAGAAUUAUUCCUCCGGACGAUUCGGAUCUAACGAUCGACCGGCACGGCAUCCCAUGAAGAAUCAACGUCCUCAGCCAUACAACAAGAUGGGCAAUCGAGCCCGAGAUGGCCCCGCUGGGCGACGUGGCCCAUCCGCACAACAAUCUCGUGCACCCCAGUCUGGCAGUCAACGUAUGAACGGAAACCAAAUACAACAUCGCAACGAUAAAUCUUCUAAACCAAUUCCUGCCUCUAAACAAAAUCAGACUGCCAAAAAGGAACAGCAGGAUGUUAAGACCUCUGAUAGCGAAAAAGCAGAACCGCCUGUUCCGAAAAGCAGUGAUGCAGAUGAGUCUGAAGAUAAGAAGCGCGAUUGGAAGGAUGAGAAAAACACGGAAGAAGUAAAAGUUGAAAAAAUGGAAGAUGAAAAAAUGGACGAUAGCGAGAAAAACGUGGAGAAGUCGGCUGAAGAUUCUACGAAAGAAGCAAAGGAUACCUCUGAGAAAACUGAAAAAGAGAACAUGAAAACGACUGGCAAGAAAUCGGAAGUUAGACACGCUGAAAGUCGUUACUCCGAAGUUCCGAUGAACCAUAUGUUUUGUCAUAUUUGCAAUAAGCAUAUGUGGGAUGGAUUUUCCUUCGAAAAUCAUUUACGCGGACGUGCACAUCAACUGAUGAUGGAAAAGUUGGAUGAAUCGUACAAAUUGAAAGUCGAUUUAAUGAGACACGAGCUACGAGUUGCUGAGGAGCAGCGUGAACUUAGUUUGAACAAUUCGAAACGACGUGGUAAAAAAGUCUCUGUAGAUUUCAAUGUGAGAGAAUAUUGUACAAUGUGCGAUCUGAAUUUUUAUGGAACCUUAUCUACACAUAGGAAGAGCGAAAAGCAUCAACAAUUGAAAACAUUUUUGCAUCCUCGAUGCUUUCCUUGUUUAAAAGAAUUUCCGUCUCGCAUAGAAUAUGACGAGCACUGUUUAACACCGGCUCAUAUGAAGAAUGCCGUUCAAUGCGAGGAACAACGGAAAAAUAAAAAGAAAGAAAAACUGGCAAAGGGAGAGGCGGAGGUUCGUACUGCAGAAGAUGAGGAGAAAGAUGUGUGUAAUGACUCGAAGAACGAAAAAGAAGAGGAUUCAGGAGAACAAGAAUACAUCACGGAUAUUAUGGAAAAUUUAACUGAGAAGAAACUCAAGAUACCGUCUUACAAAUAUUGCCGUCAAAAUCAUAUCUUUAUUGGCAAAUCUAUGGUCAAGGAGGUCCAAGGAUUUUAUUGCGAGCGUUGCCGAAGAUUUAUGCUCUUAGCUGAAGAUAUGAACGCUCAUCUACGCAGCAUCACGCAUUAUCGGAACUUUGUGGCAGAAGUAAAGUCAUUAACAUUGAAUGUGCCAACUACAGAGUCGAAAGAAACUGAACAAAUUGAUAAUGAGAAAAAUGUUGAAGUUAAGGAAGAUUGUGAUGUACAUUGGAAACGUCGUAAGAUUAGUCAUGAUGAAAAUGAUGAUGACAAGCCGAAGGAGCAGCAAGAGAGUAGUGCUGAUAAUGUAAAUGUAACACCGAAGAGAUCGGACGGAGAGGAGAAGUAUGAUCCAUUGGAAGCCGAUGCUGCCGAAUCGGAGGAGGAGGAAAAUCGCGAAGCGGAGGAGGAUACGAAAGAGACCGCCGUGGAAGACGCUACUAAUAUACAGGAUGUAAAACCUUCAGUUGAUGAAGUGUGGGCAGAUAUGGAUAAUGACAAUGAUGUUGAAAUGGGUAACCUGAUCGAUGAAGCGGAUGAAAAAGAACAUGUCGAACCUGAAAAGUCUGUACCGAAGAUAGAACGAAAUCAUAGUCCUCAAAUGAAACAACCUAGAGGUCGCGGAUUCGUACGCGGUCGCGGUGGUCCGCGUGCCAGGAGAUCUCGGCGAUAAGAUAAUGCCGAUUUAUGGAAAUAUGAAAGUAAAUGUGAGAAAAAAAUAACGUUGACAUAAGAAAAAUUUAAUUCCGUAUCUCAUAUUCAUUCGGAUAAGUUUUAAUGAAUAGAACACGUUUUUAUCACCGAAGCGUGGGAUAUUAAUAUACAUAUUAAUAUUGCACAUUAUAUUAAUAUUAACAUUAUAACAGAACAUACAUCCUUGGUCAAAAUAUUAGGCACCUAUAUUCUUUUUAUUAAUCGGAAAUUAUAUCGCUUGAAAAAUUAUAUUAUUUGCAGCGACGGCCGAACUUAAUCGAAGACUUUUAAAGUUCCAAAUUAAAAAUGUCGAUAACAGUGACAUUUUAAAUUCAAUUCUUACAUUAUUAUUCUGUCUUACUCAAACGCAUACAUCUAUCCUUAUUUAACAUAUUGCAAUGCCAUUUUUGCAAGAUCGAGUAACUACUAGUCACAAUUACUGCUUUGUUUACAGUCUUUGCUAAGCAUACACGUAUACAUGCAAUUUGCAAAUCAAUAAAAAUCUUUUUUUAAGCUUUUAAUCUUAGUUUUAUAAACACAAUAUUGUUCGUUCACAUAAUCGAACGAACAAUGCAAUGUUAUUUUGUCCAAAGGACCCAUAAAACUGUUAUAUUAAGGAAACGUCUAUGUCAGAUGAUAGCUCUAGGAGUUGCAAAAUAAGUAAGCUUUUUUUGAUUUUUAGGUUAAAAUAUACCAUCUUCUAAUUUUUGCGUCUAAUUCUGUAAAAGGAUUUUGUAUUUCAUUCAGUCAAUUCGGAGAUUUUUAUAUAACUGUAAUGUUUCGAUGAUUUGACCACUCCAGAUACUCUAUUCUGUAACUUGUUAAAACAGUAACGACAUUGUUGCGCAGCUUUUUAUACUAUAAAAUAUCUUCGCAAUAAUAUCGUUACUAUCUUAACGAAUUACAAAAUACGAACUCAGAAGGAGGGGGGAGGGUAACGAUCAUCUAGGAGUGGAACCGUGAAAAUUUUUAUGGGUGUACGUAUGUAUGUACGUAUGAUGUAUAUAUAUAUAUAUACACACAGGGUGUUUCUUAAAUAGCGGACACUAAUCAUAUAGCGUAAUUCCUAAUUAAAAAUUGAGCCGAAAAAUCUUCCACAAUUUUUACAAUGUUGAUGAAAUAUUAAUUUCUAAAUAUUGCCGAAUAAGCGCGUAUCCGGCUGCCCAAUUAUUAAUUAUCGCGAAAAUUACAAAAUGGUAGAGGACUUUUCGACUCAAUUUUUAAUUAGGAAUAACUAUAUGAUUAGUGUCCGCUAUUUAAGAAAUACUCAUAGUGUGUGUGUGUGUGUGUGCGUGCGUGUGUGUGUGUGUGUGUGUGCGUGCGUGUGUGUGUGUGUACAUAUAUAUACAUAUAUAUACAUAUAUAUAUUUACAAAUGGCAUCCAAGAAACUUCAACAUGUCAUUCAUCGCUUGUGAUGUCAGAUUCAAUAUGGCCACAACAGCUACUUAAGAGCUUAAGGGAAUGCCUAGGUAGCGAUCAUGUAUGCCAUUUGUAAAUAAAGAGAAUUUGUAAAAAAAAAAUAAUCGCUUAUAAAAAUGAGCCGCCCUUCUCCCUUACAAUCAGUAAAUAGUCGUAAAAGGCAUGUAAAGUGAAAAUAGACGCAUGUGCAUUAAGAGUUUAUUCAAACAGCAAAUGACAUAAAUCAAUUUUUGAACUUGAAUGUUAAAUAAUGGUUAAUAAAAUGCCUAAUAUUUUUUGACCAAGAUUGUACAUGAUGAUUGAUGGUAAUUCAGAGCAAACAAGCUAAUGUGUUUUAUCAUCAUUUUGACGUCAGUGAUGAUAGAUAGCUUGUUUGCUAGGAAGUUCUUAAUUAUAAGUUUAUAACUAUAAACAACUUAGGGAGCGUUUAUAUUAACCGUAACCAUGAUGUAAGAAUACAAGGUGUACCAUUGCAUAUAAUGGCGAUAUCAUUCAAAUUUUGACCUCUAUACAUUUUCCUGUGUAUAAUAGCGUUGGAAUAGCCAAUCAAAUUUUGCCCUCAAAUUCACUCCUACUACGCAUCUUCGGGAAUGGUACAUCUUGUCUGUACCGUAACCGUAUGUUGUAAUGUGUAAAAAUUGAUCAAUCGAGUAUUCCCUUCUUACAGUUGAAUGAGAGGGGAAUACCUGACUGUGAUUAGUCGAUUCUUAUAAAUUACGGUAUACGACCAAUAUAAACGCUCUCUUAUACAUUAGCACCAUGGAGAGAUUCAGAAUUUUUUUUAUACAAAUGAUGAGCUCUUCUCUUUAGCUACAACCAUGAUAAUCUUUCUAUUAGUGUAUUCGAUUUACUGAUUCAACCCGAUUCUGAGUCAAUGAUCUGUUCUGUUUAACUGCAAAAGAAGAGCUGAAUUGUGCAAGAAAUGCAGUUAAAAAGAACAGAUCGUUGAGUUGGAGUCAGAUCGAGUCGGUAAAUCGAAUACUCUGUAUAUCAUAUUUUAAAAUCAUUGCUGACUACACACACACAC
Messenger RNA from Acromyrmex echinatior (Panamanian leafcutter ant), 4847 nucleotides. It is a transcript of the gene Pep, whose product is annotated as Protein on ecdysone puffs. Gene Ontology annotation, molecular function: zinc ion binding; nucleic acid binding. Gene Ontology annotation, cellular component: nucleus. The record is from RefSeq and is a predicted model, not a curated record. Lineage: Eukaryota; Metazoa; Arthropoda; Insecta; Hymenoptera; Formicidae.